UCCUGCCCUUCUGUCCCGCCAGGUGCUAAGGAAAGCUGAACGCCCUGUCCGGCCUCCCCCAUGGUGGGGUUUGGCAGCAACCGAAGGGGUGGCCGCCUCCCCUCCUUUCUCUUCGUGGCGCUGCUGCUCGUCAUUGUGGUUCUCGCCUUCAAUUACUGGAGCUCCUCAUCCCGCCAGACUGUCCUGCAGGAGGAGGUGGCUGAACUGCAGGGCCAGGCCAAGCGCGGCGAUGUCGCCCGGGGGCGCUUGGAGAAGCGGAAUUCGGAGCUCUUGCUCCAGGUGGAGUCCCACAAGAAAUACCUGGAGCAGAAGGAAGCCGACCACAGCCAUUUGAACAGUCAGCUCCAGGCCAAGGAUGGCCAGAUUAGGAAGUGUGAAGAUAGCAAGGUCAAACUUCAGAGCAACAUAUCAUACCAAAUGGCAGACAUACAUCGCUUAAAGGAGCAACUUGCAGAACUGCGUCAAGAAUUCCUACGACAAGAAGACUAUCUUCAUGAAUACAAGAAAAACAAUACACAACUUCUUAAAAGAUUGGAAUAUGAAAGUUUUCAAUGUGGGCAACAGAUCAAAGAAUUAAGAAUACAACAUGAAGAAGAUAUGAAAAAAUUGGAGGACCAAGUUAUACAGGACCAGAAGCAGACUACACACAGGAGCCAGUUCAUCCAAGACAUUGAGAGAGGAUUGAGUGAGAGUCCAAAAAUACUGAAGGCAACUCAAAAACUGAAUGAAAUUAAGAAUGAAACACCAUCAACCAACAAUAUAUCAGAUGGCAAAGAAAAGAUUAAACCUGGGGAUGAUGCAGGCAUGCCUGGAAUAGAAGAGAAUGACCCUGCCAAAGGUGAAGAUACACUCACUGCUUUGAAGAAGACACUUUUUUCAACUUCUCAAAAUCAGCAUCAGCCCGGUGGAAAUCUUCUCACAGAAAAACCCCAUUCUUUAAAUCUGGCUCCAGGUGUAAAUGAGGGUAAUGCUGAUAUGAUAAAUCAGGUACCACCAAACUACCUUCAGCGUGCAAUUCCUGUUCACACGUUGGACAUUCAGAAAACAGAAAAAGAGCUUGUAAAACAGGCUUCCAAGGACAGAGUCAGCGACUUUCAGAGAAUGAAGCAAAGCCGGUUCUUUGAUGAGAACGAAUCCCCUGUCGAUCCUCAACACGGAUCUAAGCUGGCAGAUUAUAAUGGGGAUGAUGGGAACGUGGGUGAGUAUGAGGCAGACAAGCAGGCUGAGCUGGCCUACAAUGAGGAAGAGGAUGGUGAUGGUGGUGAAGAAGACGUCCAAGGUUGGAAAGAAGAAAAACCCAAGAAAACUCGCCCAAUUUUCUGUUUUGGAGGGGUCUAAUGGGCAAAAUGGGUCAUUAUGCCUUUAACUCUCAAACCAAGAUGGGGGCUGAGAAAUCUGGACCCACUUACUGCUUUGAUAUCACAGUAUUGCUGGCCAGCUGCCCCCCCCCCCUCCGCCAGUCAGGGCAUGAAAAGAAAAGGGCAGCUCUUUGCAGCGAAGUGUUCAUUGAUGUCUCCCCCUUCCCCUUCCCCAUUUGUAGGUUCUUUGAGAACUAAAGGUUGGUUUUCCUUGUUCCCUGCAGAUGAUGAGGAGAGGGACCUCCAAAUGGAUCUUGUAGACUAUGGGAAGCCACGCUUUAACAAUGUACUUUAAAGCCCAAAUUACUUUCAUCAGAGAAAUCCUGCAAGCUUUCAGGGGUUGCUGCGAAAGAUUGAGAAGACUAUAUGCAGUGCGCUGUUUAAUGUGAAACCAUGGCAGCAAAAGGUAAAAUGCAGUGAUGUGCGUACAGCGGGUUCUGGCCCCUUGCAGACAGACAAGAGAUGGCUUAUCCUACAAGCUGAGGAGGGGGUUAGAGUUACUGGACUGGGCUGCAAGACUGUUCUUUAUCUGUAAUCUUUGCGUUAAUAAUUAACAUUGCAAAAUAAUUUUACAUGUUUCUGAAAUAAAGUGAACAUGUACAGUUUGUAUUUCA
This is a messenger RNA of Candoia aspera, 1972 nucleotides long. It is a transcript of the gene GOLM2, whose product is annotated as golgi membrane protein 2. Bases 61 to 1338 code for a protein of 425 amino acids. The record is from RefSeq and is a predicted model, not a curated record. The transcript has 10 exons. Lineage: Eukaryota; Metazoa; Chordata; Lepidosauria; Squamata; Candoiidae.